CCCACCUUCAUUUCGUCCACGUCAGCAUCUCCUUCCCCAAUAUCUAGCUCCUCCGCCUCCUCCCCAAUCCUCCAAACCCUCAGUUGCUCAAAUCCUCCAAACCCUCACUUGCUCAGAUGCCUCCUUCCGCUUCCGCUUCUGCUUCCUCCUCCUGAAGUCAUUCACACAUAAUAUACAUCAUGGACGAUGCUGCCCAGCCGCCUCUCUGCACCUGGGAACACUACAUUCACAAGAAGAUUAUCAGGGUCCUGCUGGUCGAGACCGAUGACUCCACAAGGCAGAUCGUCACUGCCCUGCUUCGUCACUGCAUGUACCAAGUUAUUCCUGCUGAAAAUGGUGACCAAGCAUGGGCACGUCUCCAAGAUAUGCAAGACAACAUCGACCUUGUGUUGUCCGAGGUUGUUAUGCCUGGUCUCUCUGGAAUUUCUCUGCUCGAAAAAAUCAUGGCACACAAUGUUUGCAAGGAUAUUCCAGUCAUCAUGAUGUCUUCAAACGAUGCUAUGGGCACAGUUUUCAAAUGUUUGUCAACAGGUGCUGUCGACUUCUUAGUCAAGCCUAUACGUAAGAACGAACUUAAGAACCUUUGGCAGCAUGUAUGGAGACGGUGCCACAGCUCCAGUGGCAGUGGCAGUGGCAGUGGAAGUGAAAGUGGCAUUCAGACGCAAAAGUGUACCAAAUCCAAAAGUGCCAAUGAAUCCGAUAACAACAGUGGCAGCAAUGAUCGCAACGACGAUAUCAGCAUGGGACUUAAUGCAAGGGAUGGCAGCGAUAAUGGCAGUGGCACCCAAAGCUCAUGGACAAAGCUUGGUGUGGAGAUUGACAGCCCACAGGAUAUGUCUCCAGAUCAUUCAGCCGACCCACCUGAUAGCACUUGUGCGCAUGUGAUCCACCCGAAGUCAGAGAUAUGCAGCAAUAGAUGGUUACCAGGUACAAACAACAAAAAAUGCAAGAAACAAAAGGAAAAUAAUGAUGAAAUCAAAGGGAAGGACAUGGAAAAAGGUGCCCCCAGUAACUUGAACGCAGAUGAUCAAUCUUCCCCGAAUGAGAGGUCCAUCAAACCAACAGAUGGAUGGUGUGAGUAUCCGCCCUCACAGAACAAUUCGAAGGAGACAAUGAUGGAAAAUUUGGAAGAGCCAAUUGUUCUAGCUGCUGACCUAAUUGGUUCAAUGGCCAAAAACAUGGACGCCCAGCAGGCAGCAAGAGCCACAGAUGCUUCUAAUAGCUCCUCCAAAGUGCCGGAAGGCAAAGAUACGGAUGGUGACAACGCUAUGCCGUCGCUUGAGUUGAGCUUGAAGAGGCCGAGAUCAACCGGAGAUGGUGGAAAUGUAGUCCAAGAGGAACCAAGGAAUGUACUAAGGCGAUCGGAUCUGUCGGCAUUCACGAGGUACAAUACAUUUGCGGUUUCCAAUCAAGGCGGCACAGGAUUUGUGGGGAGCUGCUCGCCACAUGGUAACAGCUCAGAGGCAGUGAAAACGGACUGUACUUACAACGUGAAGUCAAGCUCAGAUGCUGCUCAGAUGAAGCAAGGUUCAAACGGUAGUAGCAACAACAAUGACAUGGGUUCCACUACGAAGGACGUUGUGACGAAGCCUGGUAGCAACAAGUUUUCAGCUAUCAAUGGUAGCACACACACAUCAGCAUUUCACCGUGUGCAGCAGUGGACACCGGCGGUGGCAGGGAAAGAUGGAGUGGGCAAGAAGAAUGCAGCAACAACAGCAGGGAAAGAUGACAAGGGUGGUGAAGCAGAGAGCAAGCAGCCUCCUCGUGCAGCCCAUGAUGAUCAAGAGAAUGGUGGAUCUGCAGAAGGUCUUCAGUCCAAUGUAACUGAUCCUUCAGCCCCACUUGAAGGUCAUGCUGCCAACUAUGGUAGCAACUCAGGCAGUAACAACAACAACAACAACAACAACAACGGAAGCACCGCUGCUGCUGUUGCAGCUUCUACUACCGCUGUAAAUGUGGAGGCUGGUGGCAUCGACAAAAGAAGCAGCAGCAUCAUGUACAUGAAACGGGAGCUUCGAGUGGCUGCAGUCACCAAAUUUAGAGAGAAGAGGAAAGAGCGAAACUUCGGGAAAAAGGUGCGGUAUCAGAGCAGAAAGAGGCUAGCCGAACAGCGCCCACGGGUUCGUGGGCAGUUCGUGCGGCAACCGGCGGUGGCGGCGGCGACGGAGAGAUAACCCCCCGCCACACCUACCUACUACUGCUAGUACAAUUCCUACUGCUUAUUAGUAGUUGAUUCUUGUCCUUGGUCAUUUCCUGGAAUAAGUUUAUCUAAGAAGCAACUCCUACCUUCCUACCUACUCCAACCUAGAUAGAAGUACUCCUACAUAGAAGCAACUCCUUUGACUGUUUGUGUCAGCAUGUGUGUUGUAGCUUGCAUGGGAAUGACUUCAUGCAGCUUGAUUAGUAUUGUCUCAAACCUCGAAGCUAGUAGUAUGACUUGAGUAUUGUUGUACUCUACUCUUGUCUUGUCGUCAGUUAAUUGUUCAUUUCUUGGCUAAACAAGAAGUCUCUCUUGUGUCAUCCAUCA
This is a messenger RNA of Brachypodium distachyon (stiff brome), 2527 nucleotides long. RefSeq names its product two-component response regulator-like PRR37. The coding region runs from base 180 to 2174 and encodes 664 amino acids. NCBI's taxonomy places the organism in Eukaryota, Viridiplantae, Streptophyta, Magnoliopsida, Poales, Poaceae. The transcript has 9 exons. The record is from RefSeq and is a predicted model, not a curated record. Gene Ontology annotation, biological process: phosphorelay signal transduction system; cytokinin-activated signaling pathway. Gene Ontology annotation, molecular function: protein binding.